Molecule: messenger RNA, 1641 nt
Organism: Pararge aegeria (speckled wood butterfly)
Lineage: Eukaryota; Metazoa; Arthropoda; Insecta; Lepidoptera; Nymphalidae
Product: venom carboxylesterase-6-like
Exons: 10
Coding region: 1-1641 (546 amino acids)
Source: RefSeq, a predicted model, not a curated record
AUGGCAUGUCUAAGAUUGUAUGUUCUGUUACUCUUAGUUGCCAUAGCAAGAAGUCGAGAAUAUACAGAACCAAUAGUUAAGAUAGCCAAUGGUGAGAUAUUAGGUAAACCAAGAAUCUCUACGAAUGGCAGAAAUUUCGUAAGCUUUUUCGGUGUGCCCUACGCGAGCCCACCGAUUGGAAAAUUUAGAUUUAAAGACCCUCAGCCGAUGCAACCUUGGACUGGAAUAUGGAACUCCACACGUCUUCCCGCCGCAUGUCUUCAGUUUGAUCCUGCGAUCGAUAAAAUCAUAGGUAGCGAAGACUGUUUAUUUGUAAAUGUCCACACACCGAAACUAAACCCCAGUGCUCUUCUGCCCGUGGUAAUCUUCAUCCACGGUGGGUCAUUUGUUUUCGGAGCUGGAGGACAGUACGACGGUGUCUAUAUGAUGGACAGAGAUGUUGUCCUCGUGACAGUUAACUACCGUUUGGGACCGUUUGGUUUCCUCAGCACGGGUGAUACAAUCAUACCAGGCAACACUGGUCUGAAAGACCAGUCAUUCGCCUUGAAGUGGGUUCGCGAUAACAUCAAGGUGUUUGGCGGCAACCCUGAAAGCGUCACACUUACUGGUUGCUCAGCAGGUGCUGCUAGUGUGCACUACCACUACCUAUCGCCACUUUCUAAAGGUCUUUUCCACAGAGGAAUCGCUUUCAGUGGGGCAGCGUUUGCCUCGUGGGCGCAUUCUAUUAAGCCCGUGCAAAAAGCUAAAAAACUAGCCUCCCUCGUUGGUUGCGCUACCGUCAAUAGUCGUGACAUGGCUGAAUGCCUCAGAUCUAGACCUGGAGAAAUGAUUGUCAACGCUCAAUUCGAGAUGUUUUACUGGAGAGUGAAAUGGUACAGUAUAUUCACGCCCACAGCCGAGGAUCCUAACACAAUCAAUCCAUUUUUCACUCAUCACCCUUAUAUCGCAAGUCAAGCUGGUGCAAUGCAACAUCUUCCACUCAUCGCUUCUGUGACCUCUGAAGAAGGAUUGUAUCCCGCAGCAGCCUAUCAAAAAGAUCCUACUAUACUACCAGAGCUGGAGGCAAGAUGGGAAGAACUUGCUGUCAACAUAUUCGGGUUCAAUGACACCCUGCCUUUUAGUAUGCGCAGCCGUGUCGCCAAUAGGAUAAAGCAGCAGUACUUAGACGGCAGACCUGUCUGUCAGGACACAUUUGACGAGCUCGUUCGAGCUCUCGGGGAUCGUUUGUUCACUGCGGAGGUUGGCAAACUGGCACAAAUACACGCCACUCAAUCCCGCCAACCCACCUACUCCUACCGCUUCUCCUACAGCUGGCAGUAUAGCUUCUCCAACGUGAUGGCCCGAAACUAUGAAAACUAUGGAGUGUGCCAUUCCGAUGAUGUGAUACUGGUUCUUAAGUAUCUCCCAACGGAGACAACUUGUCCAGAAGAUCUACAGAUGAGGGCUGCCCUUCUCGAUAUGAUCUGUAGCUACGCUACGACUGGAGUACCAAAAUUGCCAACUGCCCCCAAAUGGAUAAAAGUUAAGCCGGUGCAAGAGGAAUUGUCUUAUAUGGAAAUAGCUGGACCGAAGGAUAUAAAAAUGAAAUCCAGUGCGGACUUCGGUAAAAAAACCUUUUGGGACAGUCUUGGCUUCAAUUAA